UUCUGCAAGCGGCAGAAAGGAGAACGUGCGGGCACCAUGCAGCCGGAGUGGCGGAGUGCCGUGGCCUGCGGGCUCCUGCUUCUCCUGGUCCAGGCCCGGGGCCAGGACUCUGCCAGCCUCAUUCGGACCACACACACGGGGCAGGUGCAGGGAAGCCUCAAACACGUGAAGGACUCCGAAGUGAGGGUCCACGUCUUCCUGGGAAUUCCCUUUGCCAAGCCGCCCCUGGGGGCACUACGGUUUGCACCCCCGCAGCCCCCUGAACCGUGGAGCGGUGUGCGGGACGCGACUGUCUAUCCAGCCAUGUGCCUGCAGGACACCGAGGGGAUGAGCAAGCUGGCGAAGUAUGUACUGAAUAUGAGCCUGCCCUUCACCAACAUGUCAGAAGACUGCCUGUACCUCAAUAUCUACACACCUGCCCAUGCCCAAGAGGGCGCCAACUUGCCAGUCAUGGUGUGGAUCCACGGUGGCGGGCUGGUGAUGGGCACGGCCUCUCUGUACGAUGGCUCCGUCCUGACUGCCUAUGAGGAGGUGGUGAUGGUGAGCAUUCAGUACCGCCUGGGGAUCCUGGGCUACUACAGCACCAAUGACGAGCGUGCGGCAGGCAACUGGGGCUACCUGGACCAAGUGGCCGCCCUGCAGUGGGUUCAGCACAACAUCGCCCGCUUUGGAGGCGACCCUGGCUGUGUCACCAUUUUUGGGGAGUCUGCAGGCGGCAUAAGCGUGUCCUCACAUGUCGUGUCCCCCAUGUCCCAAGGACUCUUCCACAGGGCCAUCAUGGAGAGCGGUGUGGCCUUGCUGCCUGGCCUCACCGACAGCUCCUCCGUGAUCUUCACAAUGGUGGCUAACCUGUCGGGCUGUGGCCAGGUGGACUCAGAGGCCCUGGUGAGCUGUCUGCGGGCCAAGAGUGAGGAGGAGCUUCUUUCCAUCACCAAGUUCUUGAAGUUCAUCCCUGGUGUGGUGGACGGCGCCUUCCUACCCAAGCACCCCCAGGAGUUGCUGGCCUCCAGAGACUUUCAGCCUGUGCCCAGCAUCAUCGGCAUCAACAACGAUGAGUAUGGCUGGCUCAUCCCCGAAGCCAUAGGCAUGUCUGAUAACCAGUCAGAGUGGGACCGAGAACGCAUCCAGGCUGCCGUAGAGAAAAUGUCAGCACAGAUGCUGGUGUCUCCAGACUUCGGCAGCCUGUUGCUGGAGGAGUACGUGGGGGACACCAGGGACCCCCAGGCCCUCCGCGCCCAGUUCCACGAGCUGAUGGGGGACUUCCUCUUCGUGAUCCCUGCUCUCCAAGUAGCAGACUUUCAUCGUUCCCGAGGCUCUGUGUACUUCUAUGAGUUCCAGCACCGGCCCAGCUUCUUCAAGGACCUCAGACCCUCCUACGUGAGGGCAGACCACUGCGAUGAGGUCCCGUUCGUCUUUGGCGCUUUCUCCUGGGGCAACAUUGAGGUCACUGAGGAGGAGAAGCUGCUGAGCCGGAAGAUGAUGAAGUACUGGGCUAACUUUGCUCGAAAUGGGAACCCCAAUGGCGAGGGGCUGCCCCACUGGCCCUUGUUUGACCAGGAGUCGCAAUACCUGCAGCUGAACCUGCAUCCUGAGGUGGGCCGCGCCCUAAAGUCCAGCAGGCUCCACUUCUGGACGAAGAUCCUGGGCAAAGAGAAUCAUGCAGAGUUGUAACGCCCUGGCCCAAGGCGCCCCACCAAGGAGCCAGGAGUUUAUGCCCUCACUCAGCCUGCCCUUCUCUCAUUGUAUAAGGCAUCCCCCCAGCAAACAGUUAUCAAGUACCUGCUGUAAGGGUUUUUGGGGCACGAAACGGAAUUAAAGAUCCAAUUGGUAAAGUU
Echinops telfairi (small Madagascar hedgehog) is the source of this 1835-nucleotide messenger RNA. It is a transcript of the gene CES2, whose product is annotated as carboxylesterase 2. The record is from RefSeq and is a predicted model, not a curated record. Lineage: Eukaryota; Metazoa; Chordata; Mammalia; Afrosoricida; Tenrecidae. The transcript is spliced from 12 exons. Gene Ontology annotation, cellular component: intracellular membrane-bounded organelle. Bases 37 to 1671 code for a protein of 544 amino acids. Gene Ontology annotation, molecular function: carboxylic ester hydrolase activity.